Erigeron canadensis is the source of this 1476-nucleotide messenger RNA. RefSeq names its product 3-ketoacyl-CoA synthase 5-like. The transcript has a single exon. Gene Ontology annotation, cellular component: membrane. The coding region runs from base 22 to 1476 and encodes 484 amino acids. The record is from RefSeq and is a predicted model, not a curated record. Gene Ontology annotation, molecular function: acyltransferase activity, transferring groups other than amino-acyl groups. NCBI's taxonomy places the organism in Eukaryota, Viridiplantae, Streptophyta, Magnoliopsida, Asterales, Asteraceae. Gene Ontology annotation, biological process: fatty acid biosynthetic process.
AUAUCUUUAAUUUACAUCUUCAUGAUGUUAAGAUUUGCGGGAAAAUGUAUUCAUUAUCUCACCAACGAUGUCCCUGAACUUGUUCAUAUAAGAGCAAUAUUUGUAAUCUCCAUUCUAGUAUUCAAACAGUCCUUUUUUCCACAUCAUCAACUUCUUACUAAUCUUUCUUUCAAUCACUUGCUCAUUUUGGCCUUUUUAACCAUCUUGAUUAUCCUCACACUAUAUUCCUUCAACAAGCCUCGAGCAAUCUACCUCGUCGACUUUGCUUGUUUCAAGCCAUCUUUUGUUUACCGGGUACCAUUUGCCACGUUGACAGAACAUGCCCGAAUUACCUUAACCUCAGAGCCCAAGAGCAUCGCCUUCGGACUUAAGAUCUUAGAAAGGUCUGGUUUGGGUGAAGAAACGUGUGUACCAGAGCCGUUACACUAUUUGCCACCAGACCCUAACAUGAUGGAUGCUAGAAAUGAGUCUUAUUUGGUCAUUUUCUCUGCUAUGGACUCUUUGUUACAACAAACUGGGAUUAACCCAUCAGAAAUCGAUAUUUUGAUAUUAAAUUGUAGUCUCUUUGCACCAACUCCAUCACUUUCGGCUAUGAUAGUUAACAAGUAUAACAUGAGAGAUAACAUUAAGAGUUAUAACUUGUCCGGAAUGGGAUGUAGCGCGGGUUUAAUAUCUCUAGAUUUAGCGAAAUUCCUACUCCGGGUCCACCCUAACUCGAGUGUAGUUUUGAUAAGUACCGAAAUACUUACCAAAGAUCCUUACAAGGGUAAAGAUAGAUCAAUGCUUCUUCCAAAUGUUCUUUUCAGAAUGGGAGGUGCAGCAAUCCUCUUAACCAAUAAAAAGUCAUUUCAUAAAUAUGCAAAGUACCAUCUUUUACAUGUGGUUCGGACCCAUAAAGGGUCAAACGAUAAAUCCUACCGUUGUGUCUCACUAGAAGAAGACAAUGAAGGACAUAGCGGGGUUAGGCUAAAUCUGGAUCUUCUUGCAGUCGCAGAAGCAUCUUUGAAGUCAAACAUCGUCACCAUUGGACCAUUGGUUCUGCCAGCAUCAGAGCAACUCUUGUUUGUUUUCAAUCUAUUAGGAAGAAAGUUUCUUAAGCUUGAUAGGAAACCAUACAUUCCUGACUUCAAGAAGGCUUUCGAUCAUUUCUGUAUUCACGCCGGUGGAAGGUUGAUUAUCGACGAGAUUCAAAAGAGUCUAAGGUUAUCGGAUGAGCACGUUGAAGCAUCAAGGAUGACGUUGCACCGGUUUGGGAACACAUCUUCGUCUUCAUUGUGGUAUGAAUUGGGUUAUAUUGAAGCGAAAGGGAGAAUGAAGAAAGGAGAUAGAGUUUGGCAAAUUGGAUUUGGAAGUGGAUUCAAAUGUAACAGUGCAGUUUGGGAAUGCAACAAAGAUAUUCAACCAACAAAAAAUGGUGCAUGGGCUGAUUGCAUCCACAAGUACCCUGUAUUCCAGCCAGAAGUUGUCAAGUUCUAA